Molecule: messenger RNA, 2712 nt
Organism: Ilex paraguariensis (yerba mate)
Lineage: Eukaryota; Viridiplantae; Streptophyta; Magnoliopsida; Aquifoliales; Aquifoliaceae
Source: the annotation of a GenBank genome assembly
AAGGUUCUUGAGAUUUUCGUGGGUUAGAGGUGAUGGGGAGUGAGGGAGAGAUUGAGAGUGAAUGGUUGUGCGAUGUGGAUGAUACGAUAUUUGUGGCUGUGGGAAAAAAUGUGAAGGAGAGUAAAUCGAUUCUGUUGUGGGUUGCGAAGAGUUUUUCUGGGAGGAAGUUAUGUCUUCUUCAUAUUCAUCAGCCUGAUCACUUAAUCACACUCGUGAGUGAAAAGCUUUCAGCCGGCAAGCUGAAACAAUGGGCAGUUAAGGCUUGCCAAGAACUUGAACAGCAAAAAGUGCACAAACUGUUGAAUCAAUACCUUCUCAUUCUGGCACGACUAGGGGUACAGGCAGGGAAAGUGUGGUUUGAAAUGGAUAAUGUUGAGAAAGGGGUUGUUCAAAUUAUUGGUCGGCAUGGUAUUAGAUGGCUUGUCAUGGGAGCUGCAGCUGAGAAACACUACUCGAAGAAUAUGUCAGAGCUUAAGUCCAAUAAAGCAAUGUUUGUGUGCCAACAUGCACCAGCUUCCUGUCAAAUUUGGUUUUCUUGCAAUGGAUGCCUCAUCUGUACAAGGUCUGUCAACGUUGGCUCUGAUGUGGGGAGCGUCAUGCCAGUGUCUUUUCCAACAGAUAACAGAGAAACAACAUCUAUACAGAAUCAUGCAGCAGAUGCAGAUGAAGAUGCCUACACUUUCCAGUGUUUGGAGCGUUCAACUAGUUUGACAGAUAGUGUAGUUUGUACUUUUAAAUCAACUCCAAUGCUGAUGGAUGAUAUCAGAGGGGAUGGCUCACCUUUAGCCUCACCACGCAAGUCCUGCAGUAUUCUGUCUCAGUCAUCAUCAAUCAUUUUGAUGGACAAAAAAUCUCAAGGAGAAGCAACUUGUGGCAUGGAUGAUAGAUUAGAACAUGCUAUGCUAGAUGCUGAACAAUUGAAGCAGAAACCAUUUGAAGAGUCAGUGAGGCGAUGGAAGGCUGAAGAAGAUGCCAUGGAGGCUGUACGCAAGGCUGAAGCAUCAGAAAAUUCAUGCAUGAACGAGAUAAAGCAAAGAAAAGAAUUGGAGGAAAUGCUAGCAACACAAAGGCAAGAAUUAGAAAGGAUGAAGAAUCAGCAUAAUCAAUGUAUGAAAGAACUCCACUUGGUUCGGGAACAGAAGCCAGAGCUACAGAGACAAUUUACAGAAUCUCGCCGUGCGGAGGAGGAGUUAGAGGAGAAGAUCAUCCAAGCUGUGGAACUCUUGAUCACUUUUAAGGAAAAACGGGAUAAAUUGCGGACUGAGCAUGACAGUGCAAUUAAAGAACUUAAUAGGAUGAGAACAUUGAUGAAAAAUGAUGCUAUGAGCUUAUGUUGGCCACAGGUCUUUGCAUUCACUUUCCUGGAAAUCAUGGAGGCUACUCAAAAUUUUGACCCAUCCUGUAAGAUUGGAGAAGGAAGACAUGGGAGUGUCUAUAAAGGGAUCCUUCGCAAUAGGAAGUUAGCUAUAAAGAUGUUGCCCUCUCUUGGUUCUCAAGGCAAUUUGGAAUUUGAAAAUGAGGCAGGGGUUUUAAGUAGGGUGAGGCACCCAAACCUUGUCACACUGAUCGGAACCUGUCCAGAGUCUAGGUCACUUAUUUAUGAGUACCUCGAAAAUGGCAACCUUGAAGAUCGCCUUGCUCUCCGGGAAAGAACUCCCCCUCUUCCAUGGCAAACUAGAAUAAAGAUUGCUAUUGAGAUAUGCUCUGCUCUUAUCUUCCUCCAUUCCAACAACCCUGCUAUACUCCAUGGGAAUCUAAAACCGACCCAGGUCCUCUUUGAUGCCAACUUCGUCAGCAAAGUUAGCGGCUUGGGCAUCCAUAGUUUGAUUCCCCAUGCUGAAAAUACAAUUAAAGCUACCACAUUAGUUCUUGAGGUUGACCCGGAGGUUUCUGUCUAUAUGGAUCCGGAAUUUCUCGAGACUGGAGAGCUUACUGCAGAAUCUGAUGUUUACUCGUAUGGAAUUAUACUGUUACGGCUUCUGACUGGGAGACCAGCCACCGGGGUAGUAAGGGAUGUUAAAUGCGCCGUAGAAAGUGGGAACUUAAGCACAGUUUUGGACUUUUCUGCUGGGGAUUGGCCACUGGAGCAAGCACAACAGUUGGCUUUCUUGGGGUUGGGGUGCUGUGAGGAGCGGCCUUUGUAUCGUCCAGAUCUUGUCUCAGACAUUUGGACUGUGAUUGAGCUAAUGAGAGAUUUAUGCACUAUGCUGAGUCAUUCAAGUCCUGUUUCAAAGGCACAUCGCCGAAGAAUUCCCUCCCAUUUUGUCUGCCCUAUUUUGCAGGAAGUUAUGGAUGAUCCAUACAUUGCGUCCGAUGGCUUUACUUAUGAAGCAGAUGCAAUAAGAGGAUGGCUGAACAGUGGGCACAAAACUUCACCCAUGACAAACCUUGAGCUUGACCACUGUGAUCUACUCCCUAAUUAUGCCCUCUACAAUGCAAUUCAAGAGUGGCGCCAACAGUUCUGAGAUAUCUUCAUGUUUGGAUUUACAAGUAACAGAACAAUGCAUCAACCCACAACUACAAGCAAAAUGUGAUGACAUACUCUCUUUUUCGAAAUUGUGCAAUGACUAAUAUGUCCUCCAUCAAAAUUUGUAAUGUAUAGAAAUAUUAGCGUCCGACCUCAGUGCGAUGCACGGCCAUCCCUUUCUUCUCUCAAUCCCCUUCUUCACCAUUUACUUUUUAUAACCCAUUAUUUUGUAAUAUUGUGAGUAU